Messenger RNA from Cydia pomonella (codling moth), 1501 nucleotides. RefSeq lists its product as uncharacterized. Lineage: Eukaryota; Metazoa; Arthropoda; Insecta; Lepidoptera; Tortricidae. Bases 383 to 1501 code for a protein of 372 amino acids. The record is from RefSeq and is a predicted model, not a curated record. The transcript has 2 exons.
AAAACUCCUAGCAACACGUAAACAAGCAUCAAAAGUAUUUUCCGAAAUAUAAAAUAUAUUUAAUUAUUUUAUCCCAUGUCUCAUAUUUAAUCCAAGACCAAUUUGAGACCCACAAAUAUAGACAACAAGUGAGCGUGCAUUUCUCCGCGGAGACCGCAGCCCGGGCCACUCUAGGUAGUGAGCCGCAGCGCGCUCGAGGCGACAUGACAUCUGUCAGUACGGUUGUAUCAACAACGAAAAUGGUUUUUUUACAUUAAUUUCUACAACAGUUCCUGUUUUCAUUAAUAAACUACCGAAUUUCCGCGACUAAGAGACUAUAAAUGUGCUAAGUGCCUUCAAGAUUCGAGGUGGAAUAACUCAAAUACUUUUAUAUCCUUUUCUAAUGUUUCUGUUUGCUACAACCCAUUCACAAUGCCCCCACUGCCCUAACUCCUCGCGCACCUUCACCGAUCACGGGUUGAAGGUUCAUAUAGGGCGCUUGCACAAAACCCGACCACCCAUCGUUUUCACUCCUACACUUACAGUGCAGCCACAGCAGCGGCAGCAAGCUCUCUCAGGUAGCAAUAGUAGUCUGAAUCUUGAUGACCUUGCCACCCUAAAGCAAUCCGUGCGAGUGUUGCGUCACAUCCCUAAGGGGGCUCGCAACUUGGCGGCAGGCAAAUUGUGUGAGGCAAUCGACCAAUGUAUUAAGAACAACGGUACACUAGAAUGGUUCACUCUGCUGUCAUUUGCCUACUCUGCUUUAAAGGCGCCAGAAUCAACCAGCGCAGGCAACUUAACCACCAAAGUUAAGCGGAAUAUAUGUUCUGAGGGGAUUGAUUCCCUUUUUGUGCAAGCGGAGACGGCCGCUCUGAGACCACCCUCGAUUCUUAGAACUAUAGAGUCCAAAGUUUACGAGGGUGACCUCAGAGGGGCAGUACGGAUCCUCAUGUCGGAUGACGGAAUAGCGCCGCCAAAUCCUGAAACCCUUGCUACCCUAGUUUCCAAACAUCCGGCCCCAUCUAGACAGUUGACAUUUCCUCCCGAACCAGACAAGUCCUGUCCUGCUCUCUCGGUCAAGCCGGAAGAAGUUUCACAGGCUCUAGGUUCGUUCAACAACAGCUCUGCUGCCGGCCUGGAUGGUAUUCGCCCAUCACACUUGAAAGAACUUACUUCCGGCUCUGCCGGCGAGAACGGACCCCGCUUGCUGGAACAUUUAACCAAACUCUGCAAUUUUCUACUCAGUGGCCAGUUGAAUCCUGAAGUUUCCCCGUAUAUUUACGGUGCGUCGCUGUGUGCGCUGUCAAAAAAAGACGGUGGUUUAAGGCCCAUCGCCAUCGGCAGUGUAUUCCGCCGCCUGACUGCUAAGUUAGGAUGUCAUGCUGUGCGUGACGAAAUGUCGUCAUACUUACAGCCUUGUCAAUUAGGUUUUGGUACGAAACUCGGAUGUGAGGCUGCUAUUCACGCCACUCGGGCCUUCGUACUCGACCCAAAAAUGCGGACUGUGUUAUCAUUAAGAUAG